Messenger RNA from Plenodomus lingam JN3, 846 nucleotides. RefSeq lists its product as uncharacterized. Gene Ontology annotation, biological process: pyridoxine metabolic process; pyridoxal 5'-phosphate biosynthetic process. Gene Ontology annotation, cellular component: glutaminase complex; cytosol. The record is from RefSeq and is a predicted model, not a curated record. Gene Ontology annotation, molecular function: glutaminase activity. Lineage: Eukaryota; Fungi; Ascomycota; Dothideomycetes; Pleosporales; Leptosphaeriaceae.
AUGACCGUCUCCCACCCAAACCCCGCCACUAUCACAAUCGGCGUGCUCGCCCUCCAGGGCGCAUUCAGCGAACACAUUCAAUUAUUGCGCGCUGCCUCGCGUCAGUACCCCAAUCACACUUUCUACCUUCUCGAGAUUCGCACUGCGGAGCAACUGGCACAAUGCGAUGCUCUCAUCAUUCCCGGCGGCGAAUCAACAACCAUGUCUCUUGUCGCUUCUCGCUCCAACCUCCUCGAACCCCUCCGCUCUUUUGUCAAAGUACUCCGGCGACCAACAUGGGGAACAUGCGCAGGCCUGAUAUUAUUGGCCGAGAGUGCAAAUCGGACCAAGAAGGGAGGUCAGGAACUAGUGGGCGGAUUGGACGUGCGCGUCCGAAGAAAUCACUUCGGGAGACAGCAGGAGAGUUUCGUCAAAGGUCUGAACCUGCCCUUCCUUUCGUCUGGAAAUCAAGAUGAAAAGGAGCAAGAACCAUAUCGAUGCGUCUUCAUCCGCGCCCCCGUCGUAGAAAAGAUUCUGCCCCACAAACAAGAGGGCGAGCAAGAUGGCGAGAAAGGCCUCGAAGAUACAGUCGUUGCCCCCAGUCAGACCCCAGGUGACGAACUGGCGCGGCUGGAACUGAAUGCCCAAGUGGAAGUCAUGGCGACGCUGGGCGCGGACACGACGAACGGGGAGCAAGGACAGGGCCAUGAGGAAAUCAUCGCGGUGAGACAAGGGAACGUGUUUGGAUGUAGUUUUCACCCAGAGUUGACGAACGAUGCGCGCAUACAUAGCUGGUGGUUGGGAGAGGUUGUUGGAGCAGUAGAAAGGAGGAGGCAGUUUGAGCUUGCGGAUCGGACAAAGGUCUAG